AUGGCAUUGGACCUGCUACUGGACAAGGCCAAGGCCAUCAGUGGCAGAACCUCUAGGGGGAGCUGCUCGCCUGCCUCACCUCGAAGCCGCGGCUAUUUCAGGGUCACACUUGACUUUGGCCACGUAAACCCGACUCCAGAGCUGCGUGCCACAGCCGUGCCUGCGAGCUGCACCGACACCGACACGGACACCGACACUGCGGGCGGUCUCCGAGCCGGGCAGCACGCAGCCGCCCCGGGCCGGGCCGGGCCGCCGGGAGUGGCGGGGCCUCGGCCGGGCGGGGCGCCGGGCGCGGUGGGGGCGGUGCCGCCGCGCCCGCGCUCCCGGGGCGGCUCGGCUGGGCCUGGCCCGGCCCUGUCCUGCGCCGCCGGCCGCAGGUGCUUAAAUAGCGGCGCCUGCCGCGCUGCUCUGUCCUUUGCUCCGCUGCGAGCUCAUGUUAAAAAGAAGCAAAACUUAUAUCUCAACCAAGAAUCCUGUGAAAGGGAACAACAUCCUCAGAGCCCUGAAUCUUUUCAGGUUACAUUAGGUGAUGCUGUGAUGGUAUUCCCACCCCCACCACCUCCUUAUUUUGCUGACCCUAUGUCACCAACUCUGACUCAUUGUCUUACGCCGAGUGUUUUGCCUACAAGUGAAGAUCCACCACCAUACCACUCUAUCUUCACUGAUGGAGCACAGCUUGGUGAUGAUGAAAGAACAGUUGCUGUUAGAGACUAUGAAUCUGUAUAUACAAUUUCUGGAAGCAGCUCACCUUCAGAUAUUUUACCAAUGCUGUACCUUUCUUCUGAACCACCACCAAAAUAUGAAGAGCAAGCAUCAAUAACAAAUAGUUAAUGUUCACCAUCUUCUUCCUUAUCUUUUUCAUCAGUUUCCUUAGCCAUAUCUGACACCAGCUUCUAAAGGACUGACAGUUCACUUCAUUUUUAAUAAAAUGUACACAGAGAUUUACAAUUUUUGAAUUUAUUUACAUUUUGUAAUAAAAGCAAUAAUGUUGUCUGUGUCUAAUUUUUCAUCAGGAAGAAUAAACAAUGAACUUGGAAUUCAAGAAAUACUAGAGAAGCCUGGGCCUCUGCUAAAGUAGUCUGAAGGGAGUUCACUGCAAGAACAUUAAAUUCUCAUCUUGUUCUGUUACAGCUUCAGUUUCUAUUUAUAGCUGUUCUUUUUAUAAUGAAGCCACUAAGUAGAAACCAACUUUUUUUUUAUUUUAAUUAAAUCUGUUUGGAGCUUCAAAGAAAGAAAAACUAGGAAGUGGUUUUAUUUCUAUUUUUGCAUGACUUGUUUGCAGAGUUGUGGCCUUUACAAGUACUCGAGGAGCAUUCACAUGUAGGGAUGUUAAGGUUGCUACGAAGAUGCCAUGAUGCUAUGAAGAGUUUCAAUGGUUACCUUUUGGUCUGCCUGGUAACAAGCACUCCAUAUUUAGGUUCUCUCUGGUCCUUAUGUAAGUAUAAUCCCUAGGAAAAUCAAUUUUAGCUGCAGUUAAGAGCCCAAAGGCAGCCCUGAGGAUAGAUAAUAGGCUAACAGUUUAACUGUGGUAACCACUGGUUUCAGGGGGAUUAUUCUGCUGUUUUAUAUCAUUAUUCAUGGAUUAUACAAGGAGUGCUUAUUGUGUGAGAGUGAGUGCCACAAAGCAAUGCUAUCUUUGAGGUGCAGACAUUACUUACCAGCAGAUGCGGGAGAGGCAGUUUCAUGGAAACCCAUGCAGCAAAUGUUUUUAACUGACAUAACACUUGACAGACCCUUCAGAAGUACAACCCUCUUAGCUCUUCCAUCCUGCUGCCACCUAGGGUAGUGGUAGUGGCCUGCCUUCAGGGAGGAGGUUCUAAUGUUAUUUUGUGUUUGUUUGCACCUGUUCCCAAACUGAGGGAUUAGCUUGUAGUAGGUAAAGAUAAGUAGGAAGAACUGAGUUGCUGCUAUCUUUGACAUCUUACAACUUGCUAUGAAUGCUGUUUGAGAAAAAGAAAUUGGAUUCUGUGCUCAGAAAAGCAGCAGGGCUUUGGGCUUGGUUCAGCCUGGUGUAUUUGCCAGCAUUAAAACUUUUUGUAAGAGUGAUCUCUGAAUUGUUCAGCUGAGUCUCUGAACAGCUGUGUACCUUGGGACCCCAGUUACAUCUCCACUUGUCAUAUACUAUGCUGAAUUUCAGAGAACUUGAGUGUAACAGGAUGCCAGACUAUGAAUUAAGAACUUAAAUUCCCUCUUGUGCCUAGGGAAAGGUGAUUGCCUUUUUGUCAUCUUGCUGUGAACAUGCCUCUCACCUGCUGACUGCUUUAGAGAGAUGUUCAGGAGCUCCUGCAUUUGCCAUUUAUUUCCAGUUCUGUGUCAUUCCCUCAGUUAUGCCAGGACAGCUCUUUGUGCAGCCACACAAAAACAAACCAGCCAGUGAGGGAAGUAUAUUUAGCCAGCAGUAGAGCUGAGGGGCUUAUGCAUGCAGAGUAAUGAGCAAACACGGCAGAGAGGGGGAUUUAGUAUGUAGGAGCUGAUUAAACUGGCAUGACUCAGCCAUUAGAAAUGUCUGCAUGAAGAAAGGGAAUCCACAAAAGCCAGUAGGCAUUUUGUCCUCUCUUCUCUCAAACAUUUUUUACCUAGUGAGUUUUACAAGGAUGUUUGUCCUUACAUGCAAUCUGCAAUACAAACUGUAGUUUGCCAUCUUUGUGAUUAUUUUUUAAGCUUUUGCUCCUUUUGUUUAAACAGUGGGGCCCACUGCCGUGUAUGAUUCAUGCCUACAUAGCUUUGCAUGUGUCUAAGGAGCCUGUUUCUCUCUCAAAUUAUCCUUCUAUCAUAUAACAAGAACAGAAGCUGGGAUAUUUUACUGGAAAAGUCCCAUGCAACAAAGCCCAUGUUAGCUUUAUCCUGUUCUUUAUCCAGAACACUCAUUUUCUGAAAAGGCUAAGUAUCAAAACAUGUUUUCACAAAUCUGGAAAUAUUUCACCAUCUUAAAAAAAAAUGAUCAGUUGCAUUUGGUAGUAAAGUGAAAAAGUAUCAACCUUUUCUGCUGCCUUCAAUUUGCUCAGUCGGUUGUUCCCAAGAUGUACCAAAGAGACCAGACAAAUCAAGCAGAAUAUGUUGAUUCAUCAGAGUUCCCUGUAACAGAAACACAAUCUUGUUUUCC
Molecule: messenger RNA, 3103 nt
Organism: Zonotrichia albicollis (white-throated sparrow)
Lineage: Eukaryota; Metazoa; Chordata; Aves; Passeriformes; Passerellidae
Source: RefSeq, a predicted model, not a curated record